Corythoichthys intestinalis (scribbled pipefish) is the source of this 2563-nucleotide messenger RNA. RefSeq names its product DnaJ (Hsp40) homolog, subfamily C, member 11b (gene dnajc11b). The record is from RefSeq and is a predicted model, not a curated record. Bases 19 to 1728 code for a protein of 569 amino acids. Gene Ontology annotation, biological process: cristae formation. The transcript has 16 exons. Lineage: Eukaryota; Metazoa; Chordata; Actinopteri; Syngnathiformes; Syngnathidae.
CUUACAUCAAUCGCAAAAAUGGCUGCGUCCUUAGACGAUGAUGUUGAGUUCAAUAACCAGGAUUACUACUCGCUACUCAACGUGAGGAAGGAGGCUACUCUAGAGGAGUUGAAAGCAUCAUAUAGGAGGCUUUGCAUGCUAUAUCAUCCAGACAAACAUCGCGACCCUGAGCUGAAAAUACAGGCUGAGCAGCUUUUCAACCAGGUGCACCAAGCCUUCGAAGUGUUAAGUGAUCCUCAUGCUCGAUCUAUCUACGACCUCUUUGGGAAAAAAGGAUUGGAAGUAGAAGGUUGGGAGGUGGUUGAAAGAAAAAGAACACCGGCUGAAAUUCGGGAGGAGUAUGAACGACUACAACGAGAACGAGAGGAGAGGAAGCUGCAGCAAAGAACGAACCCAAAGGGCACCAUCAGUGUGGGUGUGGAUGCAACUGAUCUCUUUGACCGUUACGAUGAAGACUUUGAGGAGACGCCAGGGGUUGGUUUUCCCCAUCUUGAGAUCAACAAAAUGCACAUCUCCCAAUCUAUUGAGGCUCCCUUAACCAACACUGACACGGCAGUGCUCUCUGGUUCACUGUCGACACACAACGGCACCGGAGGGGGCAACAUUAACAUGACCGUUCGGAGGGUGACGUCUGCUAAAGGCUGGGGAGAGGUGGAGUUUGGUGCAGGAGACAUACUGGGACCUCUUAUUGGAUUGAAGGUGUUUCGUAAUAUCACACAGAGAUGUUUCUUGACAGCACAAUGCGGCUUGCAGUUUUCCCCCCGUGGCUUACGCCCCAGCUGUUCUUUGAUGACAGCACGCCACCUGGACCAGAACACAAUGGGUUAUCUGCAGUGGCGCUGGGGGCACACCAGUGCUAUGACGACAAGUGUGGUGCGGGACACGAAGAGCAGUCACUUCACCCUGGCUGUACAGCUGGGUGUUCCUCACUCCUACCUAAUGAUGAGCUACCAGUACAAGUUCCAAGAUGAGGACCAGACCAAAGUCAAAGGUUCUGUCAAGACAGGCUGGUUUGGAACGGUGCUGGAAUACGGAGCAGAGAGGAAGAUAAGCCGCCAUAGUGUCCUGUCAGCCACUGUCAGUGUCGGCGUCCCGCAGGGAGUCACAUUGAAGAUCAAGUUGGCACGUGCCAGUCAGACUUACUUGUUUCCAGUCCACCUGACAGACCAGCUAUUGCCAAGUGCCGUCUUCUAUGCCACAGUGGGGCCGCUGCUGGUCUAUAUGGCCGUCCACAAAUUGGUCAUCAUUCCCUACACGCGAGCACAGAAAGAAGAAGAACUGGAGCUUCAGAGGAAGAGUUCAGCCACGGACAUUGCCAAGAAAAAGCAGGAGGCCGAAUCAGCGGUUCUGCUGAUGCAGGAGUCUGUGAGGAGAAUCAUAGAGGCAGAAGAAUCCAAGAUGGGGCUGAUCAUCCUGAAUGCCUGGUAUGGAAAGUUUGUGUCCGACACCAGCCAGAAGCAGGAGAAAGCCAAAGUCAUUGACGUCACCGUGCCGCUGCAGUGCCUAGUCAAGGACUCCAAACUCAUCCUCACUGAGACUUCCAAGGCUGGUUUGCCAGGUUUCUACGAUCCCUGUGUGGGAGAAGAGAAGGGCCUGAAAUUGCUGUACCAGUUCAGAGGAGUCAUGCACCAAGUCAUCUCUGCAGACACCGAGCCACUCCGAAUACCUAAACAAUCUCACAGGAUUGAAAAUGAAUCUUUGAAGCCGUGGAGCACUACAGGGCAAUGAAGGAACAAAUACACUUCUUGACAAAGGUCCAACCUUUGGUUCUCCUCUGUCAUGGCACUAGUGAAUCUUUUAUGAAGUCCCUCCUCUCCUCCUUUUCCUGCGAAGCGACUUCCAGCUGUGAGGUUGAAACAUCACUGGGUGUUUUCACCGCACGUCUGCCUGACACUUGACAGAGCAGCUCGAAUAUCAUCUGCCCACUGAAGAAGGACGGAGUGGCACUCAACACAAGGGCCCACGGUGACUCCAUCAGCGAUCGGUCAAAAUUUCGCAGGCAAAUGUCAAGUUUCAUCACAGUGUCACAGCAACGUAAGGAAAAGUGCGUUUUUACCUCAUUGUGGUCAUUAUUCUUAACCCUUCGCCCUUCAGAACCUUUACGAUAGAUUAUGGAGUAUAAUAUACUCAUCUUUAAGGGAACUCCGAGUGAGAUGACAUGUUGAUUCUGUAUGAUUUAUUUCAAUGUAUCUAUUAUAUACAACAUUGAAAAUAAUUUGCAGUUUAAUAUGAUAUUAAAAAAUUUAUUUGCCAACUUGGCGACUUUCUCGCUAAAUCUGGCGACUUUCUAAAACUGGCGACUUUCUAAAACCUCUUUUUUUUGUUGUUGUUAAAAGCGACAAAUCUAGUUACCAUUAUUAUUAUUAUUAUUUUUAAUUGUAUUUAGUUUUUCAAUGUUUAAAAAAGUUAGGGUUAAGGUUCAUUUUUAGUUCUAAACAUAUUUAGAUGUUUUUUUUACUCACUUUUUGCUUCUCCCACAACAUUAUUGCUCCUACAGCGUCCAUUACAAUUACAGUGGGGCAAAUAAGUUUUUAGUCAACCACCAAUUGUGCAAGUUGUCCUA